Molecule: messenger RNA, 662 nt
Organism: Lontra canadensis (Northern American river otter)
Lineage: Eukaryota; Metazoa; Chordata; Mammalia; Carnivora; Mustelidae
Gene: MPHOSPH6
Product: M-phase phosphoprotein 6
Exons: 6
Coding region: 192-623 (143 amino acids)
Biological process (GO): maturation of 5.8S rRNA
Source: RefSeq, a predicted model, not a curated record
GCGGUGCGCGGCUCGGAGCAGGAGCCAAUAUGGCGGCCGAGCGCAAGACGAAAUUGUCCAAGAACCUGCUGCGCAUGAAGACCCCUUACUACAUAUCAUUCAUCAUGCUGAAACUGAGGAAGCAGAUCAUCUAGACAAAGUCCUUGCCCUCAAGGUCUUCAGAAGAGACAGAUGCUCAAAACAUUAAGUUCAUGCAAAGGGGCCUGGACUCGGAGACCAAGAAGCAACUAGAAGAGGAAGAAAAGAAAAUAAUUAGCGAAGAGCACUGGUAUUUGGAUUUGCCAGAGCUUAAAGAAAAAGAGUGUUUCAUAAUAGAAGAGCAGAGUUUCUUGUUAUGUGAAGAUCUUCUCUAUGGAAGAAUGUCAUUCAGAGGAUUUAAUCCUGAGGUUGAGAAAUUAAUGCUCCAGAUGAACGCUAAGAACAAGGUGGAAGAAGUUGAAGAUGAAGCAGUGGAGCUCGAUGUGUCAGAUGAAGAAAUGGCCAGAAGAUAUGAGACCUUGGUGGGGACAAUUGGAAAAAAGUUUGCCAAAAAAAGAGACCGUGCCAGUUAUGAAGAAGAUGAAAAUGGACACAUAAAACCAACAGUUAAAGUAAAGAAGAUGUUUCUAAAGCCCCAGGAUUAAAGUAGAUGCUUUGAGACAGAGCUCAGUGUAGCUUUGUGA